Acanthosepion pharaonis is the source of this 1794-nucleotide messenger RNA. NCBI's taxonomy places the organism in Eukaryota, Metazoa, Mollusca, Cephalopoda, Sepiida, Sepiidae. The record is from the annotation of a GenBank genome assembly.
AUGUUGUUGAAGAAACUGCCAUCUUGUCUUUUCAUUUGUCUUCAGUUCUUUUCUCUUGCUUUCUUUUCUUUUUCUGUCGUUCGUCACCGCUCGAUGGCGACAACGAGUUGGUAUCGGAAAGUUCCUGAAUUAGCACCAUUCUUCUUUCUUUUAAACAGACUUUUCUUUCUUUCUUUCUUUCUUUCUUUCUUUCUUUCUUUCUUUCUUCUAAUGUUACUUUUUCUUUCUUUUUCGUUCUUUCUUUCUAAACGUGUUUGUCUUUCUUUCUCUCUUUCUUCCUUUCUUUCUUUCUUUCUUUCUUUCUUUCUUUCUUUCUUUCUUCUAAGAGACAACUGGACACAAUUAGUUUCUUUCUUUCUUUCUUUCUUUCUUUCUUUCUUUCUUUCUUUCUUUACUCCUUCCAAGUUUGUUUCUUCUUUCUCCCUUCUUUUCUUAUUCCAACUUUCAUUCUUUCUUUCUUUUAUUAUUGCAAGAUUGCUUCUUUCUUUCUUUCUUUCUUUCUUUCUUUCUUUCUUUCUUUACUCCUUCCAAGUUUGUUUGUUUGUUUGUUUCUUUCUUUCUUUCUUUACUCAUUCCAAGCUUCUUUCUCCCUUCUUUUCUUAUUCCAACUUUCAUUCUUUCUUUCUUUUAUUAUUGCAAGAUUGCUUCUUUCUUUCUUUCUUUCUUUCUUUCUUUCUUUCUUUCUUUCUUUCUUUACUCCUUCCAAGUUUGUUUGUUUGUUUGUUUGUUUCUUUCUUUCUUUACUCAUUCCAAGCUUCUUUCUCCCUUCUUUUCUUAUUCCAACUUUCAUUCUUUCUUUCUUUUAUUAUUGCAAGAUUGCUUCUUUCUUUCUUUCUUUCUUUCUUUCUUUCUUUCUUUCUUUCUUUCUUUCUUUCUUAUUUCAAACUCAUUCCUUUCUUUCAUAUUUCAAGCUUCAUUUUUUUUUAUGCUAAGCUUCUUUUUUUUUCAUUCUUUCUUAUGUCAUCUUCUUUCUUUCUUUUUUAUUCCACGCUUUCUUUCUUUCUUUCUUUCUUUCUUUCUUUCUUUCUUUCUUUACUCAUUCCAAGCUUCUUUCUUCCUUCUUUUCUUAUUCUAAGAUUCUUUCUUUCAUUCUUUCUUUCUUUUAUUUUUGCAAGAUUGCUUCUUUCUUUCUUUCUUUCUUUCUUUCUUUCUUUCUUUCUUUCUUUCUUUCUUUCUUCUUUCUUUCAUUUUUCAUUCUUUCUUAUGCCAUCUUCUUUCUUUCUUUUUUAUUCCACGCUUUCUUUUUUUCUUUCUUUCUUUUUUCUUCCUUAUUUCAAACUCAUUCCUUUCUUUCAUAUUUCAAACUUUAUUCUUUUUUAUGCUAAGCUUCUUUCUUUCUUUUUUCAUUCUUUCUCAUGUCAUCUUCUUUCUUUCUUUUUUAUUCCACGCUUUCUUUCUUUCUUAUGUCAUCUUCUUUCUUUCCUUUUUAUUCCACGCUUUCUUUCUUUCUUUCUUUCUUUCUUUCUUUCUUUCUUUCUUUCUUAUUUUAAACUCAUUCUUUCCUUUCAUAUUUCAAGCUUCAUUCUUUUUUAUGUCUUUUUGAUGCUAAGCUUCUUUCUUUCUUUUUUCAUUCUUUCUUAUGUCAUCUUCUUUCUUUCUUUUUUAUUCUACGCUUUCUUUCUUUCUUUUUUCAUUCUUUCUUAUGUCAUCUUCUUUCUUUCUUUUUUAUUCCACGCUUUCUUUCUUUCUUUUUUAUUCCACGCUUUCUUUCUUUCUUUCUUUCUUUCUUAUUGCAAGUUUCUUUCUUUCUCCCUUAUAACCCAUUUUAUAGACAGAGCAAAAUUUGAGAAAUGA